GAAUACCCCAGAAGAUGUUUCUUUUCCCGUUGUAAUAAGGUUAAGGUAGCCGUGCAGGGGUGAAGAUGCCGAGCGUAGAUAAAGUGAUGUGCAUAUCGAACUUAGUCAGAUGUAAUCCUCCCCAUGCUGCUGACAGUGCACUGUUAGAGAGCGCACUCCUUCCCAAUUUGGCUGACUGCCAAGAUACGCAAAGUAAGUUUGUGACCAACUAUAUUAACGUUUUUUAUUCGGCUGUACCCGAACUCCUCACCGUUGCACUGACCUGCCUUAAACGGUUGGCUUGCGAGGCAGGGCUGGUUACCGGUAUGAAGUGGUGAGCCAAGAUAGAUACAAGUAGUACCUCGGCGAGGCUGACAAUAUGAUGUGAUGGUUAUUGCCAUCAUGGUAUGGUGAUAAACGACUGGUGUCUAAAGUGAAUGAGCACCACAUCCCCAGCGGCCAACACCUCUCCAGAAUUCCUCCAAUGCAAGCAAUUCCCGUUUCGAUUGAGAAUGAGAGAAAGAAUUGCUGGUGUUGUCGAGCCCGACGAAAAAAGUGCGAUGGGCAGACUCCAGAAUGCGACACGUGCGGGAGACUGGGAAUUCCGUGCGCUGGGUUUGGUAUCACCAGGCCGGACUGGAUGGACGGCGGAACCAAGCAAGAUGAGUACUGUCGACAUUUGAAGGAAGCUGUAAAGUCGAUUCGACGGCAAGGCAAAAAAAGUGCCACUGAUUCCAGCUUCCCUCUCCCAUCUACCGAAUGUUCGAAAAUCGAAGACAUUUCGACAGCAUUUUCGAGCAUGCAAACUGCAAUAAUGAGUCCGCCACUUUCUCCAUUGACCGAGGCAACCGAAACGCAAUACUGGCUCACUCCUGAGUCAAUUCUUGACCUGGAAUGGCCGGGUGUGUCUGGUUGGGAGACCAAUAUCGCAAUGGACCCUUCAAACUUGAACAUCGAUAAUGAAAGCUUCGGCAGCUUCGAGCUCACGUGGGUACGAGAUUCCCCUUACACAGAAGCUUCCUUGACGGGCGUCAAAUCUUCCGCGACUCCUAGCUUUGGGCCAAAUCAAAGUAGCACAGACUGUGCAGAUUGGUUUCUUAUCAUGAGGUAUCUCGAAUCCACUAUAGAGCUCUUGUUUCCCAUUUACUGCUGUCCUGACCUAGAGGAAAAAGCCUAUCUGCUCUCCCUUUGUCAUCGCUCGUCACUCGUCAGACACACAAUCAUAAGCCUUGCCUCUUUCCACGCGGAGACAGGGACAGGCGCAUUGAGAUUGAAGAUCCCUAUGCCGAUGAAGUUGCAGGAACAAUACCGCAUAGCCUCUCAAAUGCUGGAAAGGAACCUGGAGGUGUUGCUGUGCGGACAAAACAUGGUGUUUGAUUUGGUAUUCCGGAUGGGAAUUGAGGCAUUGAUUAGCAUUGUGCACAUGAUUCUCCUCAGCGUAAGUUCCUUGACUUUUUCUCGCAAGCCCAAAAAACAAGUCUGACGAAUAGAAUAAGCAGACAUUCUCGGUCGAAGCAGAAAAAACCGAAUUACGCUUCAAACAAGGAAUUCUAGUGCUCGACUUUCUCAAUAAAGAGAAUGCGUCAAAACUCCAUCGAACUAGUGGUAAGUUGUUUGAGGCGGUUGAAUGCACCAGUAAGAGAGGUAGUGCAACAUCUUCUUUGAACUGCCCUAC
Messenger RNA from Mollisia scopiformis, 1654 nucleotides. RefSeq lists its product as uncharacterized. Gene Ontology annotation, biological process: positive regulation of transcription by RNA polymerase II. Gene Ontology annotation, cellular component: nucleus. Lineage: Eukaryota; Fungi; Ascomycota; Leotiomycetes; Helotiales; Mollisiaceae. The record is from RefSeq and is a predicted model, not a curated record. Bases 464 to 1462 code for a protein of 332 amino acids. The transcript has a single exon. Gene Ontology annotation, molecular function: DNA-binding transcription factor activity, RNA polymerase II-specific; transcription cis-regulatory region binding; zinc ion binding.